Molecule: messenger RNA, 2508 nt
Organism: Aureobasidium subglaciale EXF-2481
Lineage: Eukaryota; Fungi; Ascomycota; Dothideomycetes; Dothideales; Saccotheciaceae
Exons: 2
Coding region: 1-2508 (835 amino acids)
Source: RefSeq, a predicted model, not a curated record
AUGUUCCCCGAGGGAGAUUUCCGCAACCAUGCCAGAGAGGAGAUUCUGGACAUCAAGUGCGACAUGAUGGUCAACAACCUUUACAGCCAACAGAUGGAACUUCUGUGGACUGCUGGUGGCCACGACGAGGGUAUUCUGCUCAAGAAGUCAAGAGGACAGUACGCAUGCUGCCCUUCAGAUCUCGAGAGCGAGCCCACUGGCUUCUACAAGGCAGUCGAGACACUCAACGUUAGAAGUGCCAUGACUGUCAACACUCGCGUCAUCAAGCUGUUUCUCCACGGUAACGACCGAUCAUUCAUCCCCCUGAAGAGUGGUCUCCGUCUCCAAGUUCUCCCCGAUAUGUCUUACCUCCCACGAUGCGCCAAGCAUCAGUUCGCUGCCUUCAUCGCCGACCGUGGAAUCCUCGUUGUCUGGGAUGAUGACCCGAGACAUCUGAUCAAGCGUGCCGAGCAGAUCGAGCAAGCUCUCAUGAAGAUGAUCUGGCGCGAAGAAGGAGAAGAGGAGGAGGAGGUCGUCUCCGAGAAAGAGAAGACUGCCGACAUCAACAUAGAUGAAGUCGGUAUGGAUAGCGUAGAGGCUGGUGCAUAUGAGAAGCCUCGCCGCAUCGUCCUCACCCAAGCCAUCUGCAACGCCGUGACACUUUGCAUGCUCAUUGCUGUCAUGGGCACUGGUUGGCGCAAGGUCGCUCUCGAAAUUGGUCUCGACGGAAGCUACAUUCGAAUUGCUUUCGUCCUGUGUAUCAUCCCUCAGGCGUGGCUCUCGCUCUUCUUCUACCAAUCCGUCGUCGGUGUUCUGGCCCAAAUGGUUGGCCCUAUCUCCCAACUGACCGACAACACAAAGUAUUACUCUGGUACCGCUCCCAAGCGUUUGCACGCUGAUCUGGUCACUCUGCCCCACAUCACUAUUGAGUGCCCUGUCUACAAGGAAGGUCUCCAGGCUGUCAUCGAGCCCACUGUCCACUCUAUCAAGGCCGCCAUCUCUACCUAUGAAAUGCAGGGUGGUACUGCCAACAUCUUUGUCAACGACGAUGGUAUGCAGUUGAUCUCCGAGGAGGAGGCUCGUGCCCGCCAGGACUUCUACGAUGAACACAACAUCGGCUGGGUCGCUCGUCCUCGUCACGACCCCAAGGGUGAACACGGUGAAGCCUUUACUCGUCGCGGAAAGUUCAAGAAGGCCUCGAACAUGAACUACGCCCUCUGGGUCAGCAACCGCGUCGAAGACAAGAUGAACGCCGUCCCCAAGCAUGCCAACUGGACUAACGAAGACGAAGCCGAGUCCUACGUAAGAGCACUCAAUGAGGUCGUCGAGGAAGAUGAGGGCCGCACUUGGGCUGAUGGCAACAUCCGUCUUGGUGAUUACAUCCUUCUGAUCGAUUCCGAUACCCGUGUCCCUACCGACUGCUUGCUCGAUGCCGCCAGUGAAAUGCACCAAUCUCCUCAAGUCGCUAUUCUGCAAUACGCCUCUGGUGUCAUGAACGUUACCGACAGCUUCUUCGAGAGGGGUAUUACUUUCUUCACCAACCUCAUCUACACUCAGAUCAAGUUCGCCGUUGCCAGUGGAGAUGUUGCUCCUUUCGUCGGUCACAACGCCUUUCUGAGAUGGUCUUCGGUUCAGAACAUUGCAUACGACUGCGAGGACGACAACCGCGAGAAGUACUGGUCCGAAUCUACCGUCUCAGAAGAUUUCGACAUGGCACUGCGUCUGCAGAAUAAUGGCUACGUGGUCCGUCUUGCUGGUUACACCGGUGACGGCUUCAAGGAGGGUGUGUCCCUUACCGUGUACGAUGAACUUGCUCGUUGGGAGAAAUACGCCUACGGCUGCAAUGAGCUUGUUUUCCAGCCCCUCCGCUACUGGCCUACUCGUGGUCCUUUCACCAAGCUCUUCCGAAACUUUAUCACCUCCGCAAUGCCCCUUCCCUCGAAAUUCACCAUCAUGGCUUACAUCGGUACCUAUUACGCUAUUGCUAGCGCCUGGCCUUUGACUAUGCUCAAUUACUUCCUCAUUGGAUGGUACAACGGUUACCAGGACAAGUACUACCUUGACUCGUUCAAGAUUUACCUCGCCAUUCUUGUCGUCUUCUCUCUUGCUGGUAACAUCGCACUUGCCGUUGUCCGCUACCGUAACGACGAAAUGGGUCUGCUGCGUGGUCUUAUCACCAACUUCAUGUGGGUGCCCAUGUUGACUUGCUUCCUCGGAGGUCUCUCUCUCCAUUUGUCGCAAGCUCUGUUGUCCCACUUCUUCGGUAUCGACAUGAACUGGGGUGCUACUAGCAAAGAAGCUGAAGACACGACCUUCUUCGAAGAAGUCGGCAAGGUCAUCAAGAACUUCAAGUACACCUUUGCUGCCUGCUUCAUCAUGGCUGCCGGUAUGGUCGUCUGCGGCGUUGCACUGCCCUGGAACUGGCAGAUUCACCAGUUCUUCGCCAUCUGGCCCCUGGCUACCGUGGUUGUCAGUCACUUCUUGACACCCAUUGUCCUCAACCCUCAACUCAUCCGCUUCACAUGGUAG